AAGAAAUCCGCGAAAUUGACCCAACUUUUUCUUAGUCAAGAAUGGGUUCUGUCUGCUUUUUCAAAACUGUCUGGAGACUGUUUGAUAGAUUCAUUUAAAGCCUUAAAAGUUAGAAUCUGUAAACGUUGUAGUCGUGAAUGCUCAACACUUCAAAAACUUUGUGAACAUCUUAAGCGAAAAAAUCUAUGCAAACCAUUACAAGAAGCUAACCAACAACCCAUUAAAAAAGAUAUUCAAAAACCUGUUCAAGUGGCUAUCCAAGAACCUAUUCAAAAGAAUAGAGACUAUAUUAGCCAGAAGGAGGCAGACAAAUGGGUUAGCCCAAAUGCCCGAAAACCUGGUAAAUAUCUUAAAACAAAAAACUUGGAUGACUAUAUGACUCUCUGUCAUGAUCUUGAACAAUACAAUCCAGAAGUAGUUAGACCACCAACAAAAGAGGAAUUAAAAGAAGAACAUGAAAAAAGAAAAUUAGAAGAGAUCAAGAAGAGACAAGAAAGACCAAAAAAAGACCUAGAGUUUAGAGAGCAAGAAGAGUUGGAAAUGGCA
Messenger RNA from Racocetra persica, 546 nucleotides. The record is from the annotation of a GenBank genome assembly. Lineage: Eukaryota; Fungi; Glomeromycota; Glomeromycetes; Diversisporales; Gigasporaceae.